Messenger RNA from Vicia faba (fava bean), 1932 nucleotides. The record is from the annotation of a GenBank genome assembly. NCBI's taxonomy places the organism in Eukaryota, Viridiplantae, Streptophyta, Magnoliopsida, Fabales, Fabaceae.
AUGUCACUUCAAAUAAGUCAUGCUUUGGAACUCCCACUUCAUUGGAGAGUUCCUAGAUGGGGGGCUCGUUGUUUCAUCAAUAUAUACGAAAAACAGCAAAAUAAGAAUAAUGUUUUACUUGAGUUUGCUAAAUUGGAUUUCAACAUUUUACAAACCAGCUACCAAGAAGAACUAAAGUAUGCAUCAAGAUGGUGGAAAAGAACUGAAAUAGGGGAAAAGUUAAGAUUUGUGAGAGACAGGGUUCAUUCCUUAAUUGCCACAAUUGAUGAUAUUUACGAUGUGUAUGGUACCUUGGAAGAACUAGAACUCUUCACAGAAGCAAUUGACAGAUGGAAUUUAAAUGCCGUUGAUACUCUACCAUGCUACAUGAAAAUAUGCUAUUAUGCCCUCUAUCACUUUGUGGAUGAAGUUGAAAUCUUGAACAAGACUGGGUACUCUAUCACUCCAUACUUGAAAAAACAAUGGACAGGUCUAUGUAAAUCAUAUUUGACUGAAGCAAAGUGGUAUCAUAGUGGAUAUACUCCAACCUUUGAUGAAUACAUAGAAAAUGCAUGGAUAUCCAUAAGUGGACCUCUUAUACUUAUCCAUGCUUACUUUGUUAUUCCACAUUCAUUCAAGCAAGGAGAUUUGGUUUGUUUAGAAGAAAACAACAACAUAAUUCGAUAUUCAGCAAUGAUUUUGCUUCUUGUCAAUGACCUCGGAACAAGUGAACGUGAAAUUGAGACCGGUGAUAUCCCAAAAUCAAUUCAAUGUUAUAUGAAAGAAACUGGAGCUACUGAAAUAGAGGCUCAUCCACUCACCGCCAAAAACAAAAACAUUUUCCUCCUACUCACAACACCAUCUUCUUCUCCUUCUCCUAUACCAAAAACCCUUUUCAAAUUCUUCUCCAUUUCCACCACUAACCCACAAUCUUUCACCGUCUCUUACCUCAUCAACAACUGCGGCUUCUCCCCAGAAACCGCUUCCAAAGCUUUCCAAAAUCUCACUCUCUCCAACUCCCAAAAACCCGAUUCAAUUCUCGCCUUCUUCACUACCCACGGCUUCUCCAUCUCCCAACUCCGCGACAUCAUCAGACGUGAACCCUGGCUACUCUCAUGCGACCCCAACAAGGUUCUUUUACCAAAGUUUCAAUUUUUACUUUCCAAAGGCGCUUCUUCCUCUGAUAUUGUUCGUAUUGUUAAUUCAAGCCCUAGACUUCUUAGAAGAAGCUUAGAGAAUCAUAUAGUUCCUGCAUAUCAAUGUGCAAAAGGGUUUCUUCAAUCUGACAAAAAAACCAUUGCUUGUGUUAAACGUUUUUGUUUUCUUUGUCAAAGUGGGCUGCCUGAAAAUGUCAAAUUGUUGCUUGAUAAUGGAGUUUCUCACUCUAAUAUUGCUAGGCUGUUUCAUUGGUGGCCUAGUAUAAUUUGCUCAUUUGAUUUGUUGCACACUGUUGAAGAACUGAAAGAACUCGGUUUCGAUGGCUCCACUUCCGCUUUUAGUAAGGCGUUUCUCGCGAAGAGAAGUGCCACUAAAGCGCAGUGGGAUGAGAAAGUUGAAACCUUUAAGAAAUGGGGCUGGUCUGAUGAACAGAUUCUUGAAACAUUUAAGAAGCAUCCUUUCUGUAUGCUGGUAUCGCCUCGGAAAAUCAAUGCAAUCAUGGAUUUUUGGGUUUACCACCUAGGUUUGGAUUCUUUGGACCUUGCCAGAGCUCCUGGAAUUCUUCAAUGCAGUCUCGAGAAGAGGAUUAUUCCUAGAGCUUCGGUUGUGCAGUUUCUUAUCUCGAAAGGCUUGCGACGGAAGGAUGCAGGCGUGUAUACGCCGUUUGUUGUAUCUGAGAAGUUGUUUGUGGAGAAGUUUGUGAAAGGCUUUGAGGAGCAUUCUUCUGAUCUCAUAAAGCUUUAUGAGGAAAAACUGAAUCUUCCAGAUGGUAGGAACGACAUUCAGCUGGUGUGA